AUGACUGAAUUCAUUUUUCUGGGACUUUCUCCCAACCAGGAGGUGCAGAGGGUUUGCUUUGUGAUAUUUCUGUUCUUGUACACAGCAAUUGUGCUGGGGAAUUUCCUCAUUGUGCUCACUGUCAUGACCAGCAGAAGCCUUGGUUCCCCCAUAUACUUCUUCCUCAGCUACCUCUCCUUCAUGGAGAUCUGCUACUCCUCCGCUACAGCCCCCAAACUCAUCUCAGAUCUGCUGGCUGAAAGGAAAGUCAUAUCUUGGUGGGGCUGCAUGGCGCAGCUUUUCUUCUUGCACUUCUUUGGUGGCACUGAGAUUUUCCUGCUCACUGUGAUGGCCUAUGACCACUAUGUGGCCAUCUGCAAGCCCCUCAGCUACACCACCAUCAUGAACUGGCAGGUGUGUACUGUCCUUGUAGGAAUAGCAUGGGUGGGAGGCUUCAUGCAUUCCUUUGCACAAAUCCUUCUCAUCUUCCACUUGCUCUUCUGUGGCCCCAAUGUGAUCAAUCACUAUUUCUGUGACCUAGUUCCCCUUCUCAAACUUGCCUGCUCUGACACCUUCCUCAUUGGUCUGCUGAUUGUUGCCAAUGGAGGCACCCUGUCUGUGAUCAGUUUUGGGGUCCUCUUAGCAUCCUAUAUGGUCAUCUUGCUCCAUCUGAGAACCUGGAGCUCUGAAGGGUGGUGCAAAGCCCUCUCCACCUGUGGGUCCCAUUUCGCUGUGGUUAUCUUGUUCUUUGGGCCCUGCGUCUUCAACUCUCUGAGGCCUUCUACCACUCUGCCCAUAGACAAGAUGGUGGCUGUGUUCUACACAGUAAUAACCCCGAUCCUGAACCCUGUCGUCUACUCUCUGAGAAAUGCUGAAAUGAGGAAGGCCAUGAAGAGGCUGUGGAUUAGGACACUGAGACUAAAUGAGAAAUAG
Pan troglodytes (chimpanzee) is the source of this 912-nucleotide messenger RNA. RefSeq names its product olfactory receptor family 4 subfamily X member 2 (gene OR4X2). Gene Ontology annotation, cellular component: membrane. The record is from RefSeq and is a predicted model, not a curated record. Gene Ontology annotation, biological process: G protein-coupled receptor signaling pathway. The coding region runs from base 1 to 912 and encodes 303 amino acids. The transcript has a single exon. Lineage: Eukaryota; Metazoa; Chordata; Mammalia; Primates; Hominidae. Gene Ontology annotation, molecular function: G protein-coupled receptor activity; olfactory receptor activity.